AACAAAAGAAGAUCCUUGAGGUUUAAGAUGGUGAAUUCGUGGCAAUUCGUUGUUCUAUUGGUGACAUCUUUAGUGGUGACCACUUCAUCACAUGUGAUGAGCAGACAGGCUGACCAACCAAGUGAUGAUUUGACCACCCUGGAACCUCCCAGAACAAGUACCGAGCCCCACAGUACCACCAUAUACCCACCCAGCGAUCCUAACGACGAAUGCCACGGGUGCCCAGGAGGGCAGAUCUGCCUCUCAAUAAUACCCCCGUGUUACCGAGGUCCUAGUGAGUGUUUUAAUCAUGUGCCCGACCCAAGUCUGAACUGUGAACAGUACGUCUGCAAGCCCAUCCCCAUGUGCCUACCCUACUAUUUUAGCGGUUGAUGGUCAUUUUGCGAAACGAAUGUUUAAAGAAACAAUGGCUUAGAGAAAAAUAAAAGAUACAGAAA
Physella acuta is the source of this 437-nucleotide messenger RNA. RefSeq lists its product as uncharacterized. The record is from RefSeq and is a predicted model, not a curated record. NCBI's taxonomy places the organism in Eukaryota, Metazoa, Mollusca, Gastropoda, Physidae.